AAUAAUGAGUGAUAAUACAGCGAGUAAGCGAGUGUACAACUGUAUAGCUACAGCAGGUGGCGGUAUUUACUAUGUUCUCAGUAAUGCUACAGUAUGACUGAAGAAGAGCAGAAGGCUAAGCUAACUAGCGCACAUGGCUGAACAUUUGAUAUUCUAACCUACACAUUGAAGUUUAGCAUCUUUCCGCUAUAUUACACCCGGUAAUCUAAGAGUGGAGAGUUAAUAGAGCAGACUAAUAUUUAGUCUGUCAACACUGUUCUUCCUAUCACGUGGACUGAGAGACUGAGCUCGACUUGGAGAUGUUGACAGAAGUGUUACAGGGAUCAGAUUCAGGAGGAAUCGUUAUUAUUCGAGACACCUCCUCUUAUUCUGGACGUGACCUGCUUAAGUAUUGCAUAAAUUGUGCUUUAAAAAGGGAAGAGGAUGUCCAUGUGUUGGGCUUUGAAGUUCCUGAACAAGAAUUGAGAUCAGAAUUGGACAGUAAUAACAAACACUUGUUUCACUUUCACAAUGCUUAUUCUGACCCUUUGGGCUGGAGGAAGCAGUCCUCGUUUACAGUGGAGCAGUUCAGUGCUGAAAACAUUACACGGUUGGUUCGUGAGACAAAACAUGCUAAAGCCUCAGUUCUCGUCAUUGACUCAUUGUCUUGGAUUGAAAGGCAUCAUAAUCCUGUUGCCAUUUGUCAGCAACUUCACAAGCUCAAAAAAGGUGGCGCUAUUAGGACGAUUUGUUGUCUCCUGCACAUGGAUCUUCAUCAGCAGGGAAUUGUUGAAAGUAUAUGCCACUUAGCCAAUACUGUAAUCACGGUGACAGCUGUGAAUAAUGCACUGUAUGCUGAGGCCAAAACAACUCACCGUAAAAAAUCUGGAAAGGUUAUGCAAGAGGAGGAGUUUUUCACGGUGAUGGAAAAUUUAUCACUGUCUAUAGAGAAAAGGCCCAGCCAGUCUGGACAUGCACAGGUGCACUCAGAUGCAAAGGUGGAUCCGGCGUCAAACUUGACCUUUAAUCUUCGCUUGUCUGAAGUGGAGAGGGAAGCAAAGGAAAAAGUUGCUCUACCCUUUGUCUUCAGCCAAGAAAAGAAAUCUGCUCUGUUGAAGAAAGGUCAGGGUUCUGGAAGGAUUAUAUAUGAACCUGACGCCAAUGAUGACUUUGAUGAAGAAGACCCAGAUGAUGACCUUGACAUCUAAAAGUAAAAAAGUUGAUUACAGGCCCAUCUGCCUGCGGAGAAAAAAAAUGCUAAAACUGUUUACUGGAGUUUUAGGGUACUCGGAUUUGCUUAUUGCAAAGUAAUGAUAUGUAAAAGUGGUCCUGAAUGUAAAGGAUAUUAAAGUAUCAAUUAUUUCUUGCUUAA
Molecule: messenger RNA, 1351 nt
Organism: Astyanax mexicanus (Mexican tetra)
Lineage: Eukaryota; Metazoa; Chordata; Actinopteri; Characiformes; Acestrorhamphidae
Gene: elp5
Product: elongator acetyltransferase complex subunit 5
Exons: 8
Coding region: 300-1187 (295 amino acids)
Biological process (GO): tRNA wobble uridine modification
Cellular component (GO): nucleus; elongator holoenzyme complex; cytosol
Molecular function (GO): tRNA binding
Source: RefSeq, a predicted model, not a curated record